ACAUAAACACGAUUCAGUCAUUAAUUGGAGACUUGAACACUCCAAUCGAUUUAAAGAAACAAAGCUUAUCAAAUUCGUACGAUGUCGCACGGCGGUUGUUUGAAAUUCCCUAUGUAUCGUGCGUUCUUAUCAGAGAAACCCCCCAGCGGUGCUCAGUCGUCUACCAACCCUCGGCCAGUCGAUAUCAGACGGCGGCGCAGCUGGUCGAGUGCCGCGUCAUAACGCGCGCCUGUUCACGAUUUCGUUCUCGUGGAAAGUUCGAGGCUUCGUGUAUUGCCGAGGUGUUCGGUUCCGCGAUUUUCACCGUUGGACCCUGAUCCGUGAACAUCAUCGACCCGGUUCCAAAACCACGUCGUUUCCGUCGGGAAAGUGCUGCUUCGACAUCGUGCUGUUGUCCGUUUCUAUUCGCCACAGCGCGAUGUGCAUAGUUGCUAUGUUCAAUAUUUAGACAACGAGUUACACGUUCGCCAAAUUGAUUGAAGUGCAUCGAUCAACAAGUGCAACGGACUACAGGUUUCGAAAGACGAAGGCGCUGCGUGAAGAAAUAUCUUGAACAAAGAUGUAGGAUCGACGCGAAGUGUUUUGGAGCCGAUUAAUUUUCGGACACUCACACGUUUGAUCGCGGAAUUGCGUUACGACAUUUCCCUGCGAAGUGCGAACAGCGAUAACUGCGAAUCGAGAUGUUCGAUCGGGAAAUGAUUUUCGAGGCUCACGGCGGUCGCGCAGCGUCAAGAAGUUAAAGAUCGGCACGAUUACGAGUGCAAGAGGAGGAGCCGCGAAAAGAUCCGUCUGGUGAACUCGAGUGGGCAGCAUCCUGAAAAAUAGGCGGCGUGGUCUUACUUAAGAUGGACUCGGUGGCGGUGACGGUGCCGCUUCGUCAGCCGACGAAAAAGAUGAAGAAGCGAAAAGAGCUCGACGCCCUGGCACCGGCGCACGCUAUUUCCCGCCGGAGUUCCGGCAAACGCAGUUCGCAGGAAUUGUUAACAGACAGCAGUGACGAUCGUUCGGAAUACUGGAACGUCUCCACUAGAAGCGGUCGUAAAUGCAGGAGUAGGAGAGGUCGCGCUUGUCCUGGAUUCCUCAAGGCUUGUAGCGCCUUUUUGGCAUGUGCCUCUAUACUAGCAACCGCCAGUUUAAUAUGGCUGUUCAUUGACGUUCGUCAGCAGCUUACCGCUCUGCGAACCGAAUUAGACCAAGUCAUAGCGGGCAGUGAAAGCGUUCCGGACGCUUUGCAGAAAUGUCACUCAUUAUCGAGAGAUCUUCAGAAUAACCAGACUAUUAUUUUCACUAGACUGUCUGAUCUUAAGCAGCAGAUAAACAAUUUCACGAUACAGCUGGCGCAUGUUCAGCAGGGUUUGCACAAAGUACAGCAGUGUUUCCAGGCUGCGCCCGAGCUGGCCAACAUACCUGCACUUUCCAGUAGCGUUGCAACAUUCGGCAGUCAAAUAAGAGACCUCAAGGCUACGGUAAAUUCUCUGAAAGAAACUAAUAUGAGGAUACAGGAUGCACAAACCACUAUACAGCAAAAUAUCAGCAGUAUUAAGAACACUAUAUUAGAAUUGUCAAACAUUACUCAAAAGCCUCAAAUAGUGAACACUGAUGAAGUGCAGAUUAAGACUGACAAACUGAAUUCUACAAUAUUGCAUUUAACGAAUAAUGUGACGCAUAUUAACGAGACUUUGUCGAGCAAACUGCAAUGGGUCGCCGAUGAUCAAGAUAAAGAUCGCAAAAAACUAGUUUCACUUCAAGAAGCAACAGCAGCUAUUAACACAACAGUGAUGUCUUUACAAGGAGAAUGUGUUAAAAUGUCUGAACAAGCUUCUAUCCUAGCAUCGAUUCAACAAUUAAACGAAAAGAUGAACGAGAUGCGUGCAACGGAUUCAGAAUUAAUUGGCAAACUCAAGCAGUUGGAACAAACGUACAAGGGACUAAAGAACUCCACUAGCAUAAUGUUCGCGACCGUGAAUGAUAUUCAGAAUCAGCAACAAAUUAGUAAAAUAAAAUUAACAGAUUCGUUAAACGGAGACAUGACCACAGAAGCAGAUCGCGGUGCAACAGAUGUAAGUGACAUUGCUCAGAAGAGGAUUCCAAACGAGAGGCCGAGGCACCUCAAUUAGAUUCCGAUUAACGUGAGCUUGGAGAGGAAUGAACGAGCAUUGGAAAAAAAACUCGUGUGUAUGAAAGCCAUUUUGUACACUAAUAAAGCUGUGUAUUUGUAAAUAAUAAUAAAUUAAGUAUGUUAUAA
Odontomachus brunneus is the source of this 2245-nucleotide messenger RNA. RefSeq lists its product as uncharacterized. Bases 846 to 2117 code for a protein of 423 amino acids. The transcript is spliced from 9 exons. The record is from RefSeq and is a predicted model, not a curated record. Lineage: Eukaryota; Metazoa; Arthropoda; Insecta; Hymenoptera; Formicidae.